This is a messenger RNA of Ornithodoros turicata, 6462 nucleotides long. Its product is annotated as myelin transcription factor 1-like protein. Gene Ontology annotation, cellular component: nucleus. Gene Ontology annotation, biological process: regulation of transcription by RNA polymerase II. The record is from RefSeq and is a predicted model, not a curated record. Bases 453 to 3911 code for a protein of 1152 amino acids. The transcript is spliced from 27 exons. NCBI's taxonomy places the organism in Eukaryota, Metazoa, Arthropoda, Arachnida, Ixodida, Argasidae. Gene Ontology annotation, molecular function: DNA-binding transcription factor activity, RNA polymerase II-specific; zinc ion binding; RNA polymerase II cis-regulatory region sequence-specific DNA binding.
AGUGCGUGACUCGGUGCGUGGGGUUAAGCGUCACAAGUUGAAGAAGGCGCGAGCCUUUGCACAGUACGAGCGCGUGCCGCCUGCGAGCAUCUGAAAGACAUGGAUUGAGUGCGCUGUGUGCGGGCUGGUGGUGUGUCCGUUUUGUUUUGCAAGACAGAAGCCCGAAAGUGAAAGAAAAAUUGUGUUGAUUUGUUGGCUGCUGGGCCGGGCCUCAAGCGGCUCGGAUGGCGGAUGGUAUGAAGACAGAAAGAUGUGAUCCGGGAUUCAACGCGGGAUAGGAGGUCUCCUGGUCUCCUCUCCCACAGGUGACAUCAACACACGCCAAGGAAAACACCAGGCUGACUCGGGAACCAACCUGUCGAAUGAGUGCCCUGUGUGACAACACAUCCCAGAGCACCGCACCCGAUGUUGGGAUCUCCAUGCGAAGAUCACAGGAACUGGAUCCAUGAACUAUGAGUAAGUCUGAGGACUUCAGGAAGAGCACGCGCACGAAAGGACCACCAGGAACUGCUCAAGGCACUGUAAAGGGAAGCGAAGAGAGUCACAAACGGAAGGCUGAGCCUCCAGACGAGUCCAACAGCAAACGAUGUCGUGCAGCUGAGGAAAGCGACUGUCCUCCAGAGGGAGUUUCCGAAGGUCUUCCUAGGUCCGGUCCAACACAGCCGGUCCCAGCGCCCUCGGACUGCGUGAACAGCGUAAGUGGUUGUGUGGAAGACGAGGACGCCAAGCGGAUAUUGGAAGCGGAAGCGGCGCUACGUAGCUUGACUGGAGGUCUUCUGGCCGCCGACGACCCGCCCUCAGGGCUGAGCGACGUCCAGCCCAUGUUCGAGAACCUCUUCGAGAAGAAAGACUCUUGCACGGAGGGAGAACGGGCGUCCAGCGAAACCGUCGCGAACUCCUGGAAAGACGUCGUCACCCUCAGUGCUUCUUCCUCUUCCAACGGAAGCGUUCCAGACAGGUCUCCGAUGCCUCUGUCCCCAGCGGCCCCGGAUUCCAGCCCAGAGCAGCCGGCAUCACUUGGAACGCCAAAGCCCUCUCAGGAGCAGGAUGAGUCGAUGGACACAGAAACGAGCCGUGAGGGUUACAGCAGUGACAAGGCCCAAGCUCCAAGUGGGUCAAGCGAUCGUGGUGACGACGGAGAGGACCACCACCACAACAACGACGACAACGCCCGUGUGCCUGGCUCAUCGAGCAGUGAAACCACGUCGCAGCCCCAGGUUACAAUUCCUGUGCCGUCUUCGUCGACGACGCCUAUAACGACCAUCACGCAAUGUCCCGUGACUCCCGGUGAGUUGUCGAGUACUGCUGCGGGAUCCUGCUCUUCGUCGCUCUCGUCCUACUCGAGUCCUGCUCCUUCGACCCCAAUGUACACUCCAUCAUACAGCACGGAAUUCAGCAGCGGGACCCUUAGUCGUGCAGGGCGAGGAGGCGACUCGUACGACGUCGAAAGCCUCUUGAAGAUUGAGGAGGAGUGUGCUUCCAUACACCCCAUGAUGGAACAUUCUCAAUUCAAGGUGGAAGAUCCAUGUCGUGAAGACUGCUGUCACGCGAGAACUGCCAGUCCCCGGGGUUUGGUUAGCAGUAGCGUCGGAGGAGGCAGCAUGUUCGGCAAGGCGGUUGAGGUGAAGCAGGAGCCAAAAACGGAGGUCCGGUUUCCGGACUGUGCCAUUCAACAGCAUCGAGACUACAUGUCCGGUGGCUUUUCGACGCCUUUUUCGGCUGCCAUGACGGACAUAACACGGGAAUCGCCGAAUCGAUACGCUAUACUCGAGACGAAGCUCAAGGAGCCGUCCAAGGCGUCGAUAGGUUACGGGGACGAAGGACCGGGGCAUCUGGUGCCACUUCCUGAUGACGAUCACCCUUUAGUGAUAGACGAAAGCCGGCUCCGGCUCGAGGAAUCGGACGAGGACUCCAAUUCGCGCCCGCCGAUGCUCGAUUCUCCCCAGAGGACUCCAGAGGGGACACUUAAAGAUAGCAAAUGCCCGACUCCGGGAUGCAAUGGCACGGGUCAUGUCACAGGUUUAUACUCGCACCAUAGAAGCCUGUCUGGAUGCCCAAGGAAGGACAAAAUCACACCCGAAAUUUUGGCACAGCACGAAACGAUACUCAAAUGCCCAACCCCUGGCUGCAAUGGAAGAGGACACGUUAAUAGCAACAGAAACUCCCAUAGAAGCUUGUCCGGGUGCCCCAUUGCCGCCAUGGAAAAACUGGCGCAGAAGGAGCAGAAAAGUGUUGCCAAACAACCGCCAACAACCACCAGCCCAGCCCCAUCCGAUCGGGUUCUGCGACCCAUGUGCUACGUGAAGCAGUUGGACCUGCAGGACUACAAGUACCCUGGCUACGUACCUACCACAACGCCCCGCACCAAUCUGGCUAAGGAACUCGAGAAGUACAGCAAGCCCCCUCCCCCAGACUACGCCCCAGCCCACUUCUUCCCGCAGCCUCCGCCCCACCAAGGGGGAGGCGCCCGCCCCAUAGCUCCCAAGCCCAAGGAGGGGAAGCGGGCAUCGCCUCAACCGGGGUCUGACCUGGGGCUGCCCCCUGGCGCAGUGAACCUGUCCACGAGGCAAGAGGCCCUUGGGGACCUGUCGCCCCCGCCACCACAGCAGGGGGUACGGCAUAUUCACCCGGCCCUCGACCUGCCUCUCGUCCCUAGGCACAGCAUGUCUCCAGUGCUGGGAUCCCAACCUUCUAAACCAGUGUUCUCGACGGCCGCGUCGGAGGAGCAGACGGAACCCGUGGACUUUUCGACGCGACCCGAGACAUUCCCACCCCUUGGCCCUUAUACGCCCCUGCACAGUCCUACUAGCGAACAGUCGCAGGCUUCCCUCGUGCCCUUGGGCUCGGACUAUGGCGGACCAGAGAAGGACAGUUUGUCUGGAUGUGGCCACCCUGACAGGCCACCAAUGCAAGGCCAACACCAGGAGUUGAAGUGCCCAACACCGGGAUGUGAUGGCUCGGGUCACGUGACCGGAAACUAUUCCUCCCACCGCAGUCUCUCCGGCUGUCCGCGUGCCAACAAACCGAAAAAGGUUUCAUCCAGGGACGACAAGACUGAUGCAGAACCCCUACGGUUAAGCACGUGCGUACCGUCGCCCCACCUUGAUUACCACAUACCCCCUUCGGGCGACAGCUUUUGCUGGAAGGCAGAUCGCUCCCAAGGCAAAAGUUGUCCCAUUCCGGGCUGUGAUGGUUCUGGACAUGUCACAGGCAAAUUUCAGUCUCAUCGCAGCGCGUCGGGUUGUCCGUUAGCAAACCGAAGUAAAUUAAGGCAUGAAGUCGUCGGAGUCGAUGGGAGACCUAUAAAGGCAGAAGGUGCUAGCUGUCCUACACCCGGGUGCGACGGGAGUGGCCAUGCCAACGGCAGCUUCCUGACCCACCGGAGCCUUUCUGGGUGUCCCAGAGCCACACAGGCCAUGAAGAAAGCCAAGAUGGCCGUCGACGACCCCAAGCCUCACACAGAUCUGCCUCCUCCGCCUGUGUUAGCGGGACUGGGAACAGGACUGGAAAAUGACGCCGACAUCCGUGCCUUGGAGGAGGAAAUCCUGGAGCUACAGGAGUAUAACGCCAAGGUGGAAUCGGAGAUGAUCCGGUUGAGGACAGAUAUCACACAGAUGGAGCAGCAGAUACGAAUGACUGAAAGGGACAACCAGGCGCUGGCACAGAAGACAGGCAGCUUGAACGAAUACUACGACUCGCUGCGGCAUAAUUUCAUCUCUUUGUUGGACCGCAUCCCGAGCUUGGAGGAGAAACCGACGCCUGACAAUUUCGAUUCGUACCUCAGCAAGCUGCAGGCGCUUUGCGUCGACAGCCAUCGAGAGGACAACCGAGCGCUCUUCACCUCUGUGCGGCAGGCCUUGCAGGAUUUCACUGUACCCAUACAGCAUCCAAGCAGUUGGAUACGGUCCUGAGGAGAAUUAAUCUGCAGCCUGGGUGCUCUCUUAUCAACUGAUCAUCUUCGCGCAAUGGAGUCAAACAGGGUCAAUCACGUUAUAGGACUUGCAUAGUGCUACAAAGAUGCAGUUAUACAUACGUACUAGUGUCAGAUUUUGAAAACACGUUUGUCACACAUGCUAUACAUAAAACACAUCUCUAUCUCUCUCUCUUUCUCUCCUCGAUCUCUCACACUAUGUUGCUUUGUAUGCUGUGUUGCCCAUUUCUCUGUUGCGAAAAUUGAGUGCCCAUUUUCUCCAUUGAGGACCACAUAUUAUUGUAUCGCACACAUGCCUCAGAUUUGCUGCAAACUGCUCUAGUGAUAAAAAAAAUGCUGCCUGUCUGCCAGUGGGAAAUGCAGCGCUGUAUAUAUAUAUAGCUCUUUUUGUUAUGUCUCUUCCUCUCUCUUUACUUUUUUUUUUUUUUAGAAAUAUGCGCAAUCUGCGGCAUGCUGCAAUUCUUCAGUAUUCUCAUUGAUGUAGAUCCCUGUUCACAUUUGUAAAUAUGUAUCAAGUGUAUUGUACAUACACAGCAUGUCAAUUGAUAGACGUUAAAAAAAUGAGAGAGGAGAGCUGAGUUUGAACGUGCUGGUGCACUCUGAAUGUUAGCGACGGAGUCAUUAUUUGUCACUAUUUUUGUUGUGCUCGAUUUUCAAUAAGCAAAGCUUGCAAAGCAAUAUAUAUAUAUAUAUGUAUACUAUGUCUGUAGAAAAGUAUUAAUUUUGAUGUUGAUUUACUCCGAAUCGCAAAUUCUGGUCAAAUCUCUCAGUUAUGAUACUGCCAUAACGUUUAUUGGAAACGUUAAUAUUACACCCUCACAACAACCAUCACAUAGAUGAUACAACACUGGCAGACUGUUCGCCCUGCAUUCUAUGUUGAAGCCGCCUGCUGUUUAUGUUGUACAUUUUGUCACAACGUGCCUGUUGUCACACAGUUAUGUGAGUUCAUAUAAAUGCAAAUGUUAAAGCAACUUGUUUCAACGUUUUUUUUGUUUUUUUUUAAUGUACAGUCUUGUAAAUAAUUCGUGCUUGUUUGCUUUAUCUCCUGUUUUGCUUGUUGUGCAAAAUGGCUUCAGGUCACAAAUUUUGCGUAACAGGUGGACGUCACUUUGUAAUCUUUUUUUCUUGGAACCCAAAACCAGAGUUGCGUUAGAAAAACACACACGCACACAAAACCAAGUCCCAAACCAGAUUGUACGUACCCUCAAUUGUGCAACCAGUUUAGUGGCUUGCAAGUUUUUGUUUGUAUCACUCCUAGACAAACACACAUUGUUACGAACGAUGCAAGUCUUGCAACCGUUUGUUAUGUACAGCAUGAUGAAAAAAAAGUUGGCUCUUUGUUAAGAAGUACACGCUUUUUAGGACUUGCAUCUGUACAUACGUAAUUUUUACGCACGCUUAAAUUUUACCAAAACAUUCUGAGGAGAUGACCAAAACAUGUUUUUCUGUGAUUGCCUCGCAAGACAGUUGUAACAAUGCGCACCUUCUCAAAAUGACCGUGACUUCCCUUGUACUGCAGUAUAGCGCCCUCACUUCCCCCUCAGGCUCCCAUCUCAUCUGGGCAUCAGCAAUAUGAUUGGCUGUUGCAGCCGACUCCCUUUCCCCUUUUCUUAUGUGGCCAUCACCAUGGUCAUAUCUCAAUUGUUUGUUCUUACCAAAGAAGCAGUGCAAGUAGUGAGUUUGGAACCUGUAAAGCACUACCCUUUCUUUAGCAACAAAUUUCAGGCUUUAUCGGAGCUUUAUCAUCCAGAAAGAUUUAUUAUUUAUUGUUUUGUUUCCGAAAUAUUGUGUUGAGAAAAUGGUAAUGCAUACUCAGGAUUUCUGUGCGCUAUCUGGGAUGUAAAUUUGCACCAUUAGGUUUGUGAGCCUUUGCCACAGCACAUAGCGAUUCAGCAGGUAUAUCUUCAGGUGCUCUGUGUCCUCAUUUUAUCUUCUCCAACCACAAUACUUAUGUUCUGUUAUUGGUGCACUGGAGUAGUUCCAGUGAUAUUGCACAUGCAGUCAUGGCAGAGCUUGCAUCUCCUUGAGCACCUUUUUAUCUCAAGGUGCUGUCACACAAUUUCAUAGCUAAAUGGAAGGGAAUGAUCUCAGUUGAAAUAUGUGGGGACAAUUUUUUUGUGCAGAGCUCUCUAACAAAGCGCAUUAUGUCCACAUUGUGCAUCAAUUUCCUUAUUUCAUUGGGGAGCACUUUGAUCUGUUAGUUCAUGUUUAUGCUCGAGUAAUUGUGACAGCCUAAACUUCACUGCUUGAGUGCUUCUGGGGACUGGUAGGAAUAUACCUUGCACAUUUUUAUUAAGAUUCUUGCCAAAUUUGUCCAGACAGCCUCUCAUCCUGUCAUGUUGAGUGGAUAUAUUCUACAUCCCCCAAGGUUUCUGCUGGCAUGUAAGACAUGACGCAGCAAAUCUCAUCUGUUCUUAGCACCUUUGAUUUCUUCCCGUGAGCUGUGCACCUCGCCCACAUGCUGGCACGUAUAUUGUGUAUCGAGUAUGGAAUGUCAAUAAAAUCCCUACUAUUGUGGAAUGCCGAUGUCA